UAGGGUGUGUGUGUGUGUGUGUGUGUGUACGUACCGCAGGGUGUGUGUGUACCGCAGUGUGUGUGUGUGUGUGUGUGUGUCGCGCUGCUAGCUGCAUCCCGCUGGAUCCGGAGAGUAACAGAAUGAAAAUGAACUCUGAAGCUGAAAACUUCUUCUCACUUGCUGGGAUCCUGAUCAUCGCAGUGUCAUGUGAAGCCAUUGGACCUCCGUGGGUGAGUAGCGUUGUAGAGGAGAAGCAGAUCGCACAUUUAGGGCGUAACAUCCGCCUGCGAUGCCCAGUCGAAGGUAACCCUAAACCCCUGCUGCUCUGGACGAAGGAUGGAAGAAACAUCAAUGCGGGCUGGAACCGUUACCGUGUUCUCCAGCACGGCCUCAAGAUCAAGAACGUGGAAGCCAAAGACGCUGGAUUCUAUGUGUGCCAGGCGGCCAAUGGCUUCGGCAGCGUGUCCCUUAACUUCACCCUCACCGUCAUAGACAAUGCUGAGCCUCCGACCGAUCCUCCUCCAGUCCCAGAAGAACCCUGCCUCAGAAGAACCCUGCUGGAUCAAGCCACACAGCCAUAUUUAAAGCCACGCUUCACCCAGCCCAUGAAGAUGCGCAGACGUUUCCGAGAGCAACCCGUAGGCAGCUCGAUGAGGCUAAACUGUGUGGCCACGGGUAACCCUCCGCCAUGCAUCACCUGGUGGAAGGACCAGGAGCAGCUUCCUACUCCCACCCGGGCCAAACGCCCACAAUGGACCCUUAUGCUAAAGAACCUGAAGGCACAAGACAGUGCUCGCUACACCUGCCGUGUCUUUAACAGUGCUGGACACAUUAACGCCACCUACACAGUGGAGGUCAUUGAGCGGACAAACUCCAAACCCAUGCUGACUGGAAACCACCCUCUGAACACCACAGUGGAGCUUGGAGGCACAGCCUUGUUCCAGUGUAAAGUGCACAGUGAUGUGAAGCCCGUGAUCCAGUGGCUGAAACUGCUUGAGCCGGGUAUGGAGCGGCGCUACAACACCACCCUGCAGAUUGGGGGUCAGUACUACAUGGUGUUGCGCACCAAGGAGGCUUGGCCACGGCCUGAUGGCUCAUACCUCAACAAACUGGCCAUUGUCAAAGCCAGAGACGAGGAUGCUGGCAUGUACAUCUGCCUCGGAGCAAACUCUAUGGGCUACAACCUCCGCAGUGCCUACCUCACUGUUCUCUCAGAUACCCAGGUGGAGAAACCAGUCCCUCCAGCACAUCUAAGUUCUGGUCUUCCAUGGCCUCUGAUCAUCGGCAUCCCCGCUGCAGCUCUGCUCAUGGUUGGCACGAUUGUGUUGUGGUUGUGCCAUAGUCGCCUCCGUCACGGACCCCUACACCCUCGCUCUGCACCCUACCGAGAGCGCCACGGCCCUGAUAAAGAUCCGAACAUCCCCAGCAGUGGCAGCUCUGACUUUCCCACUCAUAGACUUAUGGGAAUGGGAUCCCCAGGCUUUGGUGGGCCUACAAAGACUUAUUCCAAUGUUUAUAUGGACAUGCACACCCACACCCAUACCCACACACACUCGCAUGCUCAUAUGGAGGGGAAAGUGCACCAGCAUUUCCACUACCAGCGCUAACAGGCUAUGCUGUGCCUAAAAUUUUAAGCUGUUAAAGCUAAUGCUGCUAGCCUGCUUUAUAUGGACAGUGGGUCUUCUGUUUCGGUCAGGAAGCUGGAUCUGAACUGCAUUACCCUUGAGCACUGACGGGAAUGUUAAAGGAAACAAAAAGCCAGCCAAACAUGGAGCAGUGUUCAUACUCUAAAUGUUCUGGUGGGCCGCAUUUACCUUGAAAACUCUCAGGGCAGUGUUUGUGUUUUAAUGGACCCAAAUCAGAUUAUUUUGUAUUUAAGAAAACAGAACUAAAAAUCAUUGCACGUCUGAAAUUAAAUAAGGUACUAGAGACCAAAUGCAAAGCCAACACAUUGACUAAACUGACCGUAGCCCACCUGUGGAAUCUCUUACAACCCUUCUCCUUCUCCUGGUCAUCAGUAGAAACAUCCACCACAAAUUAGUUGCUGUUCAGACAUUAUUUAGGGGGUGGUUCAUUCUCAGCAGUGAGACUGACUUGGUAGUUUAGGUAGUUCUGGUAUAAGUGUAGCAGUUUUUUUUAGCAUUUAAAACCCCUAAUAUUACAACUGGGUGAAAACCAGUCCACCAAACAAAACCCUGUAGUGAACUGCAUUAUGUGCUCAGAAACUGAUGAAGUACAGUUGAACAGUACUGCCUUAGAAAAUUCAGGAUCCUUAUAUGUUUUCCAGUGGUUCUUCUGGUGGAACCAUUAAAGGUUCAAUGAAGAAUAUCUGAGAAGAUUUUUAUUCAUCCAGGUGAGGUACUUUGGAAGUUGAGUCGCGUCAACUGGACUUCUUUCUUGUCCAGUUGAAACGUGUCACUAGUCAUCUAAGUAGUGCUAAGGUUUCGGACGAAUUGAAAGAAAUCCACUUCAUGUGACCCAGCUUCAAGAUUUCCAUGUAGAACCAUAAAGCAAUGUGACUUACCAUAAGCAUUGUUCUGUUUUCCUAACACAAUGUUUUUAAAUCCUGGGAAGAAUCCAGGAAGAACCCUUAAAGAACCAUUGAAUCAAUUGCAUACAUAUAGCAUGUGGUACAAAUUUCAAAUGACUUUUUUUUAUGGAAUGUGUUAGCUUGUGGUAUUUGGUACAAUCUAGCAAAAGGGCUUCUUAAAGGGUUUUAAAAAGGUUUGUUGGGUAAUGGAGUCCUUCCUGAAUGGUCCUAUUAAAUCCCUGAUCUGAUAGAGAACAUUUAUGGCUUGAGACUUAGUACACUAUUAGAGAAAGAGUUCCUUAAUGGUCUAUUUCAUCAUUAAGAGUUCUUAGCCACCAGGAAUUCAACACAGUGUACAUAGUGAAAUACAAGGUGGUAUCAAAAGGUUUCGAGAGUAGUUUUGCAAUAGAUGGCAGCACAAGUCUGCACACACAGUAACAAGGACCUUCAUAAGUCAGUGUGCUAAAAGACACUGUUCUGUGUACAUCAGGAGCUGUGCAAAUAGGGCUAUUCUGACAAAGUACAUUACGAAGUCUGCUAUUUCGUCAUAAAAUUCUGCCACAGAAACAUUUAGGCAUUUGGCAGAUGCUCUUAUCCAGAGCAACAUACAUUUUUUUAUCUCAUUACACAUCUGGGCAGUUGAGGGGCUUGCUCAAGGGCCCAACAGUGGCAACUUGGUGGUUGUGGGGUUUGAACCUGGGAUCUUUUGAACCAUAGUCCAAUGCCUUAACCACUGAGCUACCCCUUAGCUCCAUCAAAGAAACAUUUGACAUGAUUCGACAAAUUUACAGCGAUGCUACAGUGAGUGUUUUGAGGUGUUCUGAGUGGCAGACGCGCUUGCUUCGAGAGCAGAAGUGAUCAGGAAGGCCUUCAACUCCCAGAAGUCCCAAUGUCCCAAUGUCGAAACUAUUCAGCAACCUGUUCAUGAUGAUCGUCUGAGAACAAUCCACAUUAUGGCUGCCAUCGUCUCUACAGUAUGUUAUGUCAUACAGAAUAGUCCAGGCAAUCCUCACAUGUGAUUUGAACACCAGUUCUUUUCCAGGCUGCUAACCUAUGAGCAGAAAAAAUAUUGCAUCAAAGUGACAGUGCAAGAGCCCAUAAUCUUCCUGGCCAAAAAUGGUGAAGCAGGUCCGCAGCUCGACCAAUGGAUGCCCAUCAUCUUUUUCAACGUUCACGGCAUCGAGAAUGUGUCCCCAGGGGCCAGAGCAUCAAUAGCAAAUUCUACUACCAGGUUGUAAAGUGUCUAAGUAAGGACAUACAGUACGGCAAAAAAAAACAUCUUGAAACUUUUUGAUCGCCUCUCGUGUAAGUAACCAGCAGUAGAAUGUGACCCAUGUAGCCAUGUUCAGUGUGACAGCUGACCUUGGAAUGAACCCAUGCUCAGAGGUCCUUUCCACUAAGUGAGGUGUAGCAAUGAGAUGACUAAUGCAUCGUUGGCCAAAAAUGGCGAAACAGGACCGCAGCUCAACCAAUGCAUCCAGUAUACAAUAAGAAUAUGCAGCACAGUGUUGGAAUAUGCAAACCUGAUAAGGAUUAGCAGUUCUUCUUACAGUGUUCAAUUUUAUUUCAAUAAGAGCAUAUCAGUAACUCAUACUGUGGAUAUUUUGCAAUUUACUGUUAUUAUAUUCCUUCUUUUAAAUGUGAUUCCUUUGUGAAGACUGAAUAGCUGGGUAAAGAAGCAGAAAACCAAAUGAGGGCUUUUUUUAAGUGUCUUCUUUUUACAUUUGUUUUUGUUUUGUUUUAUUUGUUAUUAUGUAUUCAUCUAAUUAUAUGCAGUAUUAAUAUUGUUUAUCCUGUCCAGAAUAUGCAAAAAUCAGAGAACAAUCUAAAAGCCAUACCAUGCAUUUACUUGCAAUAUUUACAAAGUUAGUUUUGUAUCUGGGGACAUGGUGGCGAAGUGGUUAGCACUGUGUCCUCUCAACUAAAGGGUCGAUGGUUCGGUUACUGCCUCGGGUCUAUGUGCAUUUAGUUUGUGUGUUCUCUCCAUGCUUGCCGUGUUUUUAUCCCACAGUCCGAAAGUGUGUUUACUGGGGUUUCAAAAUUGCCCAUAGUGUGAGUAUGUGUGUGUGUGUGUGUGUGUGCCCUGUGAUGAAUUGGCACCCUGUCCAGGGCGUACCCCACCCAAGUACACUGAGACCAGGCUUCUCACGACCCUGUCCCUGAUAAGCUGUAUAAAGAUUAAGUGAGAGAGAGUUUUAUAUCUAAGACAUUAAAAUAAAUAAAUAAAUAAAUGUACUGUUUUUCACAAUAUUGCGGUGAGAUAAUCGUCUUUAUGUAUUAUUUUAUUGAGAUAAACUCUUUAGCCUUCUUUGCUCUAUAAAGCUCCCUUUACAGAAUACAAAUAUUGUAAAUAGUGCUACAUGGACACUGCGAUUUCACUGUGGUGCUGAUGUAAGCAUAUUUGAAAUAGUAUUUUUAUAAUAAACAAACAAUGUUGAUCUGUG
Molecule: messenger RNA, 4956 nt
Organism: Clarias gariepinus (North African catfish)
Lineage: Eukaryota; Metazoa; Chordata; Actinopteri; Siluriformes; Clariidae
Gene: fgfrl1b
Product: fibroblast growth factor receptor like 1b
Exons: 7
Coding region: 123-1589 (488 amino acids)
Cellular component (GO): plasma membrane
Molecular function (GO): fibroblast growth factor binding; fibroblast growth factor receptor activity
Source: RefSeq, a predicted model, not a curated record